CUGCAGCUGCAGCUUCACUAUUCCUAGCAGCAAAUGAAUCAUUAAGUCUGAUAUUACAUGCAGCAACUGUCCAUGAGCUCUUGUCAUAUCCUGAAUUCUACCUCUAUAUCCCUGUCUUUAUGACAGACUGGUUAUGGUCAAACAUUGCUCUUGAUGCCAACAAUGGAAAUGAUACAGACAAUAAUCAAUAUAAAAAAGCUGAAUUCACAACCUGGAAAAAUAGUGCUGUUCCAAGUACAAAUCAUUUUGUGCCUGCAUUUGAACCAUCAAUUGAGAUCACAGAAAACAUACCAGUUCAUACUGUAAAGAAGCGUCGCUCAUUGAUAAUGAAUGACACAGUCAACAUUAUUACUGCUGCAGAUAGACCAAAUAAAAGUACUUAUGUCGGGACAUUAAUGGCAGGCUUGGCUCCUGUAAAAGAGUUAGAAGUUAAGAUCGAAGCUGGAGAGAAGAUUAGAUAUAAAUCAUUAGAUGACACAACAAUUGCAUUGGAACAAGAAGAAGCAGCAAAUCUUAUCACAACAGAUCAUUACUGGCAAGACUCAUAUACUUCCCAUUACUGGUUACAUCAAAUUAUCUGUUGCAAGGGCCUCUUUCCACAAAUUGCUAUCAGUAUUGACAGAAUGUGA
Paraglomus brasilianum is the source of this 629-nucleotide messenger RNA. NCBI's taxonomy places the organism in Eukaryota, Fungi, Glomeromycota, Glomeromycetes, Paraglomerales, Paraglomeraceae. The record is from the annotation of a GenBank genome assembly.